AAUCCCCAGAGUUCUUGACAAACAUUCUCUCUUUCAUCUUCGCCGCCGCCACCGUCGCCGCCGCCGCCUCCGGGAAUGCAUCAAGAUGCGAAGAUCCAACCCUGACCUCGCCGGCAAACGCCGACGCCACUCCGGCCGUUCCUGCCAUCGUAAGCACGUCGAAGACGGGUAGUCCUUUUCACCUCCGCCAUAUCUGUCUGUCUGUCUGUCUCUCUUUCUCUGUUCACCUUUUCAUUGCGGCAUAUCAUCGAGCACUUGAUCUUCAUCCAUGGAGGACAUCCCUUCGCCCACCGAAGGCCGUAACGUGCUUCACGGCCGCUACGAGCUCGGCCGUGUCCUCGGCCACGGCACCUUCGCCAAGGUCUACCUCGCACGCAACCUCCGCACCAACCGUCACGUCGCCAUGAAAGUCGUUGGCAAAGAGAAAGUCCUCCGCGCCGGUAUGAUUGAGCAAGUGAAGCGCGAGAUCUCCGUCAUGAAAAUGGUGACCCAUCCAAACAUCGUCGAGCUGCACGAAGUCAUGGCUACGCGAUCCAAGAUCUUUUUCGCUAUGGAGCUCGUCCGCGGCGGCGAGCUCUUCUCUUUGGUCGCUCGUCGUGGCCGGUUGCCGGAAUCCACCGCUCGCCACUACUUUCGUCAGCUCGUCUCCGCCAUCGACUUCUGCCACGGCCGCGGUGUCUAUCACCGUGAUCUCAAACCGGAGAACCUCCUCCUUGACGACGAUGGCAAUCUCAAAGUCGCCGACUUUGGCCUCUCUGCUUUCGCUGAGCAUGUCCGCCCGGACGGCCUUCUCCAUACCACCUGCGGCACGCCGGCCUAUGUUGCGCCGGAGGUCAUCGGAAAGAAGGGCUACGACGGCGCAAAAGCUGAUCUUUGGUCCUGCGGUGUCAUCCUCUACGUUCUCCUCGCUGGAUUCCUCCCGUUUCAGGAUGAUAAUCUUGUGGCCAUGUACAAAAAGAUCCACCGCGGUGACUUCAAGUGCCCACCGUGGUUCUCCUCCGACGCUCGCCGGCUGAUCACCAAACUCCUCGAUCCCAAUCCCAGUACUCGCAUGACUGUCUCUAAACUCGUUGAAACUCCAUGGUUCAAGAAGUCAUCCCUCCCAAAGCCGCCACCUUUAGCACCUCCGGCCAAAAAGGAAGGGGAGGAGCCGGAGAGCAUGAAUGCCUUCCAUUUGAUCUCACUCUCAGAAGGGUUCGAUCUCUCGCCAUUGUUUGAAGAUGGUGUGAGGAAAAGAGAGGAAGGGAUGAGGUUCGCGACGAGAGAGCCGGCUAGUGGAGUGGUGGCGCGGCUGGAGGGUGUGGCGGAGCGCGCAGCGGGGAAGUACAAGGUGGUGAAGAGUGGAGCUAGAGGAGUGAGGCUUGAAGGAGAAGAGCGUGGCCGGAAAGGGAAGCUCACCGUGGCAGCUGAUAUCUUCGCGGUGGCGCCAUCGGUGCUUGUCGUUGAAGUGAGAAAAGAUGGCGGCGAUACGCUUGAGUACCACCGGUUUUGCAGCGACGAGCUCCGGCCUGCUCUGCAAGACAUUGUCUGGGCCGCCGGCGGCGACGCUCAGCCGACCGCCGCCUGAAAAAGCUACCACCUUUUCAUGGUCUUCAUAGUGCUGCUCACUUAUUUGAUUGUUAAUUUCAGUGGAAAAUUAAUGUUUUUUUUUUAAUAUUGGCAAAGACCAUCUCUUUUAUUGUUAUUGUUGUAUUGUUGUCUGUGAUUUGGCUUGUCAUUGUUGUUCUCUGGUUUUUCCUCUGCUUUUUUCUUAUGUAUUUUGUUAUAUUGUGUGUUGUUGUUCUGAGGACUUUGUUGUGUGAUUUGGUAAGUGAUUGUUGUUGAAUUAGGUUUUCUGCUGCCAAAGUUGCAAGCUUUUUUC
Molecule: messenger RNA, 1861 nt
Organism: Dioscorea cayenensis subsp. rotundata (Guinea yam)
Lineage: Eukaryota; Viridiplantae; Streptophyta; Magnoliopsida; Dioscoreales; Dioscoreaceae
Product: CBL-interacting protein kinase 6-like
Exons: 1
Coding region: 269-1567 (432 amino acids)
Biological process (GO): protein phosphorylation; signal transduction
Molecular function (GO): ATP binding; protein kinase activity
Source: RefSeq, a predicted model, not a curated record